AGUUUACUUUACUUUAUUGAUAAAACGAGUAUGUUCAAAACUGUAACCUUUUUCAUAAACACACGUUUGCAAACGUUAGUCUUCGUAGAGCAUAAAUACAACCGUAGUUUAUAGAAAUAGGGACCGGGGUUGCGUCAUGUGUAUAAUGUUAGUGGUAUAUAUUGCAUACGCAAGCUAGGCUUUUGUGUUAUUUCAUAAAAUUUUGUGAUAUUCCAUACAUAUACAUACCUCGUAAUAAUUCCGAAGUACAAGAUGAGUAUUACCGAACAGUUUAAUAGAGAGGAGUCUGAAUUUUCGAAACGGUGGUUAGGAUGGUGCCGGUCAAAUAAAAAUGUAAAGUGCACAGAAACCCCAGUUUCUGAUGGAAUAUUGCCCAAAGGUUACAAAGGCAUUCUUAUUGACGUCAAAGUUCAUGGUAAUAAAGGGCCGGACGACAAAUUAUAUGCAACUUCCGCGGAUUUACGGAACAAGGUGGCAAGAGGAAAUUGUGUCUUGGAACUUCAGAAACAGGGAUCCAAUGAAAUUUGGUACAUGUUUCUGGUUUUCGCACUGAAAAAAUUUUCUGGAGGUAUGGGAGACGAAGAUGAGUCUCCGGGAUAUCAAAAUUUAUGGCAAAAUUACUUUCUACAGACAACAGAACAUGCUGUAAAAGUAAUUUGCACAAAGAAAGCAAAUGGAGAAGCAGCUCAUUUCGCAUGUAGAAACAUCUUUGGUGAAAAUUAUUUUUGCUUAGGAUCCAAAAACGUUCAUUUGCUCGUCAAAACUAAAGCUGACAUUGAAAAGUACAAUGACAGCAGAUACUUGGUAGCGAGAACGGUUGCGGAAACCUUUUUUCAACAAAUUGUGGACAACUGUGAUACAAAAUUGGAAGAACUGGUCAAAUAUUUAAAUGACGAAAAGUGUACAAUCGUUGGAGAAAUUUUGCAGCCAAAAUAUCAACACAUCGAAAAUCUAUCACAUUUGGAGAGCCCACAAAUUCAUUUCAUUUGUUGGACUUCGUUCAAGUUAAUCGAUGAAGAUGAGACUUUGUGUCCAAAGCCCCCAAAUGUUGCAAUCGAUGAAGCACGUAGCUUUGGCUUACUGACGGUUGAUUAUGAAAUUAUUGAUGCUGACGCCUCUGAGGAUUACAUGGCAAAAAUUCGUACCGAAUUUGGGUAUGAAGGACGAGUCCUUUAUUUUGCAGAUAAGGAUGAUAACAUAAUUGGAGUAUUAAAGAAGAAAACUGCAUGGUACAUAAUACUUCGGUGCUUACGUGAAAAGAUGUGUCAUUUCUCUUCGGCAAAAGAUAGUUCGUCCCUGCAAGAAAAGUGUAAGAAAGUAACAAAACGCAUACAAGAAAUCCAACGAUGGAUAGGAUUUUCAGAUGAAUAUAUGCUAUCCUGGACGAAUCUGGGGACCGAAUUUGUAAAGUGGCUAACGCAAAAAAAAUUAAGUGCAAACAACCAAGGUGUUUAUAUCCGUUCACAGUUUCCCAUCUUAUGGCAAUCUUUUUUAGACGAAAAUGCUGAAAUGAUGGAUAUAUAUUCGUACCUUCAACAUAAUUAUAGUUGACUUAAAUAUUUAAUAACAAUGAAAAUAAAUAAUUUUGGCAUUGGUUUAUGGGGCAAAUAAAAACAACUCAUAGUUUUCUAUGAUUUUAAAUUGA
Molecule: messenger RNA, 1645 nt
Organism: Folsomia candida
Lineage: Eukaryota; Metazoa; Arthropoda; Collembola; Entomobryomorpha; Isotomidae
Exons: 9
Coding region: 253-1551 (432 amino acids)
Source: RefSeq, a predicted model, not a curated record